UCUUCGCGCGUGCGUAUUUGUGUCGAAUCUGACAAAGCGGAAGUAAAAAAAUAAAACUGCGGAACUCAUUGAAAGAUACCAUGGCUGCCACCAAAGCCUCCAAAGAACAAAAAUACGACAGGCAGCUCAGACUGUGGGGUGACCACGGACAAGAAGCGCUGGAGAAUGCACAUGUUUGUGUCAUUAACGCCACAGCCACUGGAACAGAGAUCCUGAAGAACCUGGUGCUGCCAGGCAUUGGAGCAUUCACUAUAGUGGAUGGACACACGGUGACUGGGGAAGAUGUUGGAAACAACUUUUUCCUUAGCAACAACAGCAUUGGAAAGAACAGAGCACAAGCUGCCACUGAGCUUCUGCAAGAGCUCAACAGUGACGUGUCUGGAAACUUUGUGGAGGAGAGUCCAGACAAACUUCUGGACAAUGAUCCAGAGUUUUUCCACAGGUUUACCAUAGUCAUCGGUGUCCAGUUGCCAGAAAGCACAUGUUUGAGGCUUGGCUCAGUUCUAUGGAGUGCAUCUGUACCUUUCCUAGUCUGUAAAACCUACGGCCUCAUAGGCUACAUGAGACUGGUGGUGCAGGAGCAUACGGUGAUUGAAUCUCACCCAGACAAUGCCUUGGAGGACCUGAGGUUAGACCAGCCUUUUUCAGAAUUAAAGAAUCACGUUAAAUCCUACGACCUCGACAGAAUGGACAAGAAGGAUCACAGUCACACACCGUGGAUCAUCGUUGUAGCUAAAUACCUGGAGAAAUGGCUCAGUGAGCACAACGGCCAACCUCCAAAAAACUACAAGGAGAAAGAGGCUUUCAGGCAACUUAUUCGUGAAGCAAUCAUGAAGAAUGAGAACGGUGUUCCAGAGGAUGAGGAAAACUUUGAGGAGGCCAUCAAGAAUGUCAAUACUGCUUUAAACCCGACCAAGAUUCCUAGUGCUAUUGAAGAUCUCUUCAAUAGUGAGCAGUGUGACAGCAUCACAUCACAGACUUCAUCCUUCUGGGUGAUGCUGCGAGCCGUCAAGGAGUUUGUUCACAACGAAGGAAACGGUAGCCUCCCCGUGCGGGGGACGAUCCCGGACAUGAUCGCAGAUUCUCAGAAGUUCAUCAGCCUUCAAAACGUUUACAGGGAAAAGGCGAUGCAGGAUUCAGCAGCUGUUUCUAAGCAUGUAGAAUGUCUACUACAGUCUGUGGGAAAGCCACCUGAAAGCAUCUUGGAGAAGGAUAUCAAACUGUUCUGUAAGAAUGCAUCUUUUCUGCGAGUGGUGCGCUGCAGGUCUCUGGCUGAUGAAUACAGCGUGGAUUCAGUAAAUAAAGAUGAAAUCACCUCGUGCAUGGAUAAUCCAGACAGCGAGAUGGUCUUUUACCUCAUGCUUCGUGCUGUUGAUCGCUUCUAUCAACAGCACUCGCGCUACCCAGGAGUCUAUAACUACCAGGUGGAGGAUGACAUCAGCAAACUGAAGCUGUGCGUGAACAGCCUCCUGCAGGAGUACAGCCUCAACGUCAACAUCAAGGACGACUAUAUCCACGAGUUCUGUAGAUAUGGAGCAGCAGAACCGCACACAGUUUCUGCGUUUUUGGGAGGAUCGGCUGCUCAAGAGGCCAUUAAGAUCAUCAGCCACCAGUUUGUACCCUUUAACAACACUUUCAUUUACAACGCUAUGUCACAGACCUCGGCCACGUUGCAGUUGUGAAUACAGUUUCUGCUCUUGUAACGGAGAAACACCGCAAGGAUGAACUGCAGCCAUUGAAUUGCACUCACAUUUGAAAAGAGGGAUGAAAGAUUGCCAAUUUUUUUUGUCACAUUUGAAGUGCUUCUCUGAACUUGGUAGAUUACAUUUUGUUAGAAUCUCAAAAGUUCUUGUAGGGAAAGAAAUCAAGAUGGCACCGAUUAAGGAUUUCCUCUUUAAACUGUUGUUUCUGUGCUGAAAAGACAAGCUAAUGUAGUAUUUUCAUCUGUCAAAACUAUUUAUGGAUGAUAAAUUACGGCGUAGCAGCACUUUGUAUAUUUUUUUUUGUUUUUGGGGAGGAGGCUGUUGUUGUGUCUGCGACGAGCUAAAUAAAAACAUGUGUGUAACUCA
Messenger RNA from Mugil cephalus (flathead mullet), 2069 nucleotides. It is a transcript of the gene nae1, whose product is annotated as nedd8 activating enzyme E1 subunit 1. The record is from RefSeq and is a predicted model, not a curated record. Gene Ontology annotation, cellular component: cytoplasm; nucleus. Lineage: Eukaryota; Metazoa; Chordata; Actinopteri; Mugiliformes; Mugilidae. Gene Ontology annotation, biological process: protein ubiquitination; protein neddylation; ubiquitin-dependent protein catabolic process. The transcript is spliced from 20 exons. The coding region runs from base 81 to 1682 and encodes 533 amino acids. Gene Ontology annotation, molecular function: NEDD8 activating enzyme activity; ubiquitin activating enzyme activity.